Molecule: messenger RNA, 2287 nt
Organism: Syzygium oleosum
Lineage: Eukaryota; Viridiplantae; Streptophyta; Magnoliopsida; Myrtales; Myrtaceae
Product: LEAF RUST 10 DISEASE-RESISTANCE LOCUS RECEPTOR-LIKE PROTEIN KINASE-like 2.8
Exons: 3
Coding region: 206-2209 (667 amino acids)
Biological process (GO): protein phosphorylation
Molecular function (GO): ATP binding; polysaccharide binding; protein kinase activity
Source: RefSeq, a predicted model, not a curated record
CUGCAGAGAAGUUUCCUUCCUAAUUAAUUAAUUCCGAUACCGUGUUUUAGCCGGCCAUUCUUUUUCUUCGCUAGACUUUGUUUUAUUGGUUGACUUGGACAUUUCCAUAACCGACGACUCCAACUACUUUCAUUCAUAUUACUCAGCCUCCAUCGCAUUACCAAUUAGCAAAAACUUUCAUUGCAUCAUAUCAAACGAUAGAGAGAUGAUCAAGUCUCCGAGCACCAUAAGUAUGUUCCGUAUUUUACUUCUCAUAUCGCAUGUUCUGCUACUACUAGGGACGAGCCGCGGUGCGAAGAAGAAUCACUCGUGCGCCGCUUCAUCUUGCGGCGAGCUCCAUGACAUAAGAUAUCCCUUUCGAUUGAAAGGCGAGCCAAAAGGCUGCGGCCUCUCCGAGUAUGAGCUAGCCUGUGAAAAUAACCGCACCGUUUUAUAUCUGUACGCCGGCCGAUAUUAUGUGACAUCGAUUUCAUACAAUUUCUAUCAUGGCAAAGAUGACUUCGCCGGUGAUAUCGCGGUGGUUGACGAUGGAUUGCAAAAGGGUAAUUGCUCAUCUCUCCCUCAUUACUUAUUUGUGCCCUCCAACUUCAGUUAUCUUGAUCCACACCAAAGUUUUUACAUAAACCGGCCGGUAAUGUCGGUGGCCUUCGUGAAGUGCUCACAGCCCGUUGCGUCUGCUUUGUAUGUCGAUACGAAACCAUGUGUCGAUGGAGCAUACUUUGCGUACGCUGUACAUGGGUUUAAUCUACAAGCAAGGGACAUCGAGGACUCUUGCACCAUAACCAUGAUGGCAUUCACAACGUACAAUACCCCGAGGUGGGAAGGGAAUCAGUAUAAUCAGAGCUUAUCAUACAAGGACCUCCACAACACGAUGGUUCGGGGAUUCAAUCUCUUCUAUGGGAGGAGACUUUGCUACAAAGAUUUCGGAUUCCAAAUGGAGAUUCUCUCACGAAUUCUCUUGCCAUCUACAGAUGAUUCUAUGCGGUAUUUCACCCUUCAUUUUGCACGAGUUGCAGAACGUAGUCUCUCCUUUGUCUUGGGCUACUUCCUAGCAGAAAAAUUCAUAAUUGGAGCAUGUGUAUUGAUACUUCUAAUCUAUAAGUGGAUGACAAGGCAUCAAGCGAUCGAUGCAAACAUCGAAGAAUUCCUACGAGCUCACAACAACUUUUUGCCCAUAAGAUACUCUUACUCGGAUAUCAAGAAGAUCACAAAAAAUUUCAAAUACAAGUUAGGUGAGGGGGGAUAUGGUUCCGUGUACAGAGGAAUCCUUAGAAGUGGCAUUGAAGUUGCGGUUAAGAUUUUGAACAAACCAGAAUCCAAUGGCCAAGAUUUUAUAAAUGAAGUGGCCACAAUUGGAAGGAUCCACCACGUUAAUGUGGUGCAACUUGUUGGUUUUUGCUUCGAUUACUCCGAACAAGCUCUUGUCUAUGAUUUCAUGCCGAACGGAUCUUUGGAUAAACACAUUUCCUUUAAGGGUGGUGAUGAUCCUCUUGAUUAUAAGAAAAUGCAUGAGAUCUCUCUUGGCAUAGCUAGAGGGAUAGAGUAUCUGCAUCGGGGAUGUGAUAUGCAAAUUCUACACUUUGACAUCAAGCCUCACAACAUUCUCCUAGAUCGAAGUUUCAUUCCGAAAGUUUCUGACUUUGGACUUGCAAGACUUUAUCCCACCGGUUACAGCAUAGUAUCAUUGACUGCAGCAAGAGGAACCUUGGGAUAUAUGGCGCCUGAGCUAUUCUAUAAGGACAUUGGCGGCGUUUCUUAUAAAGCCGAUGUUUAUAGUUUUGGGAUGUUGUUGAUGGAAAUGGCCGGUAGAAGGAGAAAUCUAAAUGCACAUGCAGAGCGCUCAAGUCAAAUUUACUUUCCUUUGUGGGUUUAUGAUCAACUCAGCAAAGAAAAGGAGGUUGAAGUAGUAGAUGUCAUAGAAGAGGAAAGAGAAACAACGAGGAAGAUGAUGAUCGUUGCACUAUGGUGUAUACAAUUGAGCCCUAAUGAUCGGCCAUCGAUGAACAAAGUCCUCAAUAUGCUUGAAGGAGAUGUGGAUAAACUGCAACUGCCUCCAAAACCGCUUUUGUAUCCAAGCGGGACGCCAGAUGAUGAUGUUGACGCCGAGAUAGAACUUGAAACAAUCUCAUCUUCGUCAAGUGCUCCGGUAAUUUCUGGCAAUUACCAACUUCAUCAGGACAGUGAGUUUACGAAAUCAUGUGUUGUGUGAUUGUUCCCCUCUUGUGGAAAUGAAAUGCAAAAUAUAAAUAGUGCUAUCAACAUGAAUGUCGGAUAGUAUUCAUUGUCA